Messenger RNA from Larimichthys crocea (large yellow croaker), 2742 nucleotides. It is a transcript of the gene rap1gapl, whose product is annotated as RAP1 GTPase activating protein-like. The record is from RefSeq and is a predicted model, not a curated record. Gene Ontology annotation, cellular component: cytoplasm. Gene Ontology annotation, biological process: regulation of small GTPase mediated signal transduction; glutathione metabolic process. Gene Ontology annotation, molecular function: GTPase activator activity; glutathione transferase activity; glutathione peroxidase activity. NCBI's taxonomy places the organism in Eukaryota, Metazoa, Chordata, Actinopteri, Sciaenidae. Bases 89 to 2545 code for a protein of 818 amino acids. The transcript has 27 exons.
CAUUACUCAUCAUGACCAGUAAUACAGUCACAGUGUACAGUGUGUCAUUUUAUGUUUCUGUCUUUGUACUGCAGCAAACAAAGACACAAUGGACGUACUCUCAACCAACUUAAAGACAGAAAACAUGGAAGGAAGUGACACCAAAGCCAUGGAGAGAGAAAAGAGGAAUGACAUGUCCUUCUCCAGAAAGAGAAGUUUCACUUUUGGGGCAUAUGGAGGUGUGGACAGAUUCACAUGUGGGGAUGAGACGAGACCUGAAUCUGCAGAGGACAACAUAUUGGACAUCCUGGACUCUCCUACCACUGAGAGCAAGCCUUUCCUCUCUGCCAGCAGCAAUCAGAGGGAUACAGAGCUGUUUGAAAUCAUUGAAAAGCUGCAAGGCAGCAGGAUCGAUGAGCAGCGGUGUGAAUUCCCUCUUCCACUGAAGUCUCAGCUUUUAACGAUAGGUGGAGACCUGCUGCUCAUCCUCCCUUCAAAGUUGGGAGGCUACUGGAUAGACCCCCCUCUGGACAGGCUUGUAGAUGUGAGUCCCACCUCUUCCUACCAUGGCCUCGAUCCAGAGAGCUACGACAUCAUGGAGAGAGACGCAGAGGCCAAAAUCUACCAUGAGUUCUUCCGCUCACGAUACCAUCACUCUUUUACAGCAGUGGAUCCAUCUUUGGGGCCUCUGGUUCUCUCAGUGUGUUUGGAGGAUGAGGAGAACAAGCUGCGGGUGAUACUAAGGAUGAAGGAGUGCUCUCUGCACGGAGUUUUCUCUGUCUCACUUUUUCCAAACAUCCCAUCUGCUGUUGAAUUAGCAAAGAUGCUCUGUGACAGAGUGACUGUCUCAAAGUUUGAAGUGGUCAGCUACCUCAAGGCUCCAGAACUCAUAACUGCAUUUGAUGAACACAGAGUGUCUCCUAAUUUCAAGUUUGGUAUUUUGUGCCAAAAGGACAGGCAGUUCACUGAGGAGGACAUACUUAGUAACAAUGAGGAAAGCGAAGAGUUUACAGAGUUCCUUUCUAUUUUGGGCGAGACAAUUCAACUGCAAGGGUUUACUGGUUUCAGGGGAGGACUUGAUGUGUGUCAUGGUCAAACAGGAAGUGAAGCAGUCUUCACUUCCUUUCAAGGAAGAGAAAUCAUGUUCCAUGUCGCAACGAAACUGCCUUUCACGGAGGGUGACCCACAGCAGUUGCAAAGAAAAAGACACAUUGGUAAUGACAUUGUAGCUUUGGUCUACCAGGAGGGCCAAACUCCUUUUCUAUCUGAUGUUAUCAAAUCUCACUUCCUGCACUGUUUCCUGGUGGUGCGAAGGAUUCAGAAGGAGGAGCAGACAGGUGAACCUGCGUACCAGGUGUCUGUCACAGCCAGAGAGGAUGUUCCUCCCUUUGGUCCGGUCCUCCCGGAUCCUCCCAUCUUCACAGACCGUUUGCUGCUGAGAGAAUUUCUUCUGACCAAACUCAUCAAUGCAGAGAUUUCCUGCUACAAGGCUCAACAGUUCAGCAGACUAGAGCUCCGCACUCGUUCAUCGCUGCUCGAGAGCUUGCAGGCUGAACUCUCCACUCGUUCCCAGUGCAUGAUGGGGGAUCCAUCGCUUUCUGCUCUCCCAUCCUCUGAAGGUGUACGGGGGGUGUCUGAGGGGAGUGGAGGAUUCAUUGAAAACUUUAAGAGAGCCAUCAGAGUGCGGAGCCACUCCUUUGAGACUCUUGGGGUGCCCAGAAAGAGCGGUAGCAGUGCAUCACAGAAACCUAAGACAGAGAAAGAUGGAGAGAGUGACAAAUCUUCAGGACCUCUGCCUGUUCCUUCUGACAGUUUGGGGCCAGCUGAACUCAAAGAUCAAGCAAGUCCUCAAGAAGAGACAUAUAAGUUCACAUCCAAGAUGACAUCCAAGAAAGUGAUCGAGUUGUUCUACGAUGUGGUUUCUCCGUACUCCUGGCUUGGCUUUGAGGUGAUGUGUCGCUACAGACAGGUGUGGAACAUAGAGCUCAAGCUGAGACCUGCUUUUCUGGGCGGAAUCAUGCAUGGAUCAGGCAACAAGCCCCCUGGUCUGGUUCCAAACAAAUUCCUGUACUUGACCAAGGACCUGAACCGCUUGGCAGGGUAUUUUGGUGUUCCUUUGCAGGCUCCAUCUGAUCCCUUUGAAGCCAUGUUCAAUAAAGGUUCAUUGUCUGCGAUGCGAUUCGUAACAGCAGUACAAGAGAGGGAGAAGGAUGGAGACAAGCAGGUGGAGCAGGUGUGUCGGGAGCUGUGGAAAAGGAUCUGGAGUGACGACAAAGACAUCACUGAACCUGGAUCACUGUCUGAGGCAGCGAUGAAAGCUGGAUUGUCUGACAGUGAGAUUAAAGAAGCGCUGAAGCUCUCCACCACAAAGGAGAUCAAAGACAAGCUGAAAAGAGUUACACAGGAGGCACUUGAUCAUGGGGCGUUUGGCCUCCCCCUGCUGGUGUGUCAUGUAAAUGGAAAGCCGGAGAUGUUUUUUGGAUCUGACAGAUUUGAGCUCAUGGCCCACUGCAUUGGAGAGAAGUGGCUGGGACCUCAGCCUGGAAAAUCAGCUGCCAAGCUGUGAGAGAAAAAUCUGCCUUCAAACACUGUUGGUGUGCUUACAGAUUUUUUGAAUUAGCAUCUUUCGACGCUGUGCAGUGCCUUCUGAAACCAACUAUUUCUAAUAGACCUUAAGAACAAAUAGUGUUGUAAAUGAUGCAACAUGUAAUUGUAGAGUUGACUAUGUGCCUAUUAAAAGGAACACUGACAACACCCAGAAAA